AUGAAUUCAGCUGAAAUCACUGAUGAUGAUGAAGUAAAAAUUCCUAAAAAAAAUAUUGUGAAAGUAGAAACAGAAAAUGAAGAUGAAGCUCUAGACUGCUCGGUAACAUCCAGAUCUGCUGAGAAACACUCACUGGAUGGCGCAGUUACUUGCCUACAGGAUUCCAACAAACGGAAACAGACCUCACUUGGUUGUGAUGGUUCAGGGAGCCAGCAAGAUGUCUUACCCAGUGUGAAGAAAAGACGCUUUACACAAGAGGGCCCCCUUUCAAACAUGAAGAAUAGAGAUACUGGUUCACCCACUCAGGUAAAUGCAGAGCAGCCAAACAAGAACAAGAAUGCCAAUGUAACGUGGCUCUGUGAAGAAGAAUCCUUCAGUGACAUAACCACUCCGUCUUACAAAAAACCUCUCUAUGGCAUCUCACACAAAAUUACGGAGAAGAAGAACCCGCCAGGAGCAGAGCAGUUCACUUCUUAUGAGUUGUUUGAAAAAAUCAACCCCAGCAGUCCCUCGCAUCUUCGGACUUUGAACGAUCAACGCAAAAGGGACUCGGCUGCAGCCAUUGCCGUAGCAGCGGCCGCCGCAGAUUCUGACCCAAAUAUAUAUUCUUUGAUACAGAAAAUGUUUUACACACUUAACACCCUCAAUACCAACAUGACUCAGCUUCACAGUAAAGUUGACCUGUUGUCUCUGGAGGUUAGCAGAAUUAAAAAGCAAGUCAGUCCAGCGGAGUCUGUUGCAGACUUCAAGCCUCCGCCGGAGUACCAGCUGACUUCUGCGGAGCUCAAACAAAUCAUGGAUCAAAGCACGUCAGGCGGAGACUUAGCUUGCCGGUUGCUGGUGCAGCUCUUCCCAGAGCUCUUCAGUGAUGAUGAGUUCAGCAGAAGCUGCAGUGCGUGCGGUUUUCUCAACAAAAGGAAACUUGAAUCCCUUCAUCUGCAGCUUAUCCGUAACUAUGUGGAAGUUUGUUAUCCUUCUGUGAAGAAUACAGCUGUGUGGCAGGUGGAGUGUUUGCCUCAAGUCAAUGAUUUUUUCAAUAGAUUUUGGGCUCAAAGGGAAAUGGAAAACAGUCAGCAGAACGUGCAAUCGUCCAGUUUUUAUGAGACUGAGCAGGUCGAAUCCUCUCAUUUUAUGGAGGAUAAAGAGCAGGAGGAAGCUUUGUCCUUGGACAGGAGUACUGCUAUUGCAUCAGAUUACAUGCUGGAUGCUCAGGACCUCAAUGAAUUUUUAGAUGAAGCUUCUUCUCCAGGGGAAUUUUCUGUUUUUUUGUUACACAGAUUGUUUCCGGAACUCUUCGACCACAGAAAAUUAGCUGAAAGGUACAGCUGCUUUGGAGACUCUGGAAAACAGCUGCUGGAUCCUCAUCGACUUCAAAUAAUCCGUAGGUACACUGAAAUUUACUUCCCAGAUGUGCAAGAAGAAGAAGCCUGGUUGCAGCAAUGUGUUCAGCGAAUAAAUGAUGAGCUUGAAAAUACAUAUAUGGAUGGAAGUGAAUGUGAUCAGAUGAGAGAUGACUGUUACGAUUCUUCUAGUUUACCGGAUGAUGUAUCAAUCAUAAAAGUGGAAGACAGUUUUGAAUAUGAAAAACCUGGCAGGCGCUCAAAAAAAAUUUGGCUUGUACCCAUAGACUUUGACAAACUUGACUUUCCCCCUCCCGAUUUUGAUGUCCCUGUCUCCGAUUACCUGUUGAACAAAGAACAGAUUAAAAGCAUAUAUGAAAGCAGUCUUUCCAUAGGUAACUUUGCCUCUCGAUUGCUUGUUCUCUUAUUUCCUGAACUGUUUACUCAUGAAAACUUACGGAAGCAAUACAACUGUAGUGGAUCUUUAGGCAAGAAACAGCUCGACCCCACUAGAAUUAAAUUAAUUCGACAUUAUGUGCAGAUACUGUACCCCAGAGCAAAGAAUGACAGAGUAUGGACAUUGGAGUUUGUUGGGAAGCUUGAUGAGAGGUGUCGGCGAAGAGACACGGAGCAAAGGCGCACAUACCAACAGCAACGGAAAAUCCACAUGCCGGGGCCCGACAGGAGGGAAUUUCUCAGCUAUGCAAUAAACCCCGAGAGGUUUCGAGAAGAAUUCGAAGGGCCACCGCUGCCACCGGAAAGAAGCAGCAAGGAUUUUUGCAAGAUACCACUCGAUGAACUCGUGGUUCCUAAUCCAGACUUCCCUGUGCCUUCUCUGUAUUUGCUGUCUGAUAAGGAGGUAAGAGAGAUAGUGCAGCAGAGCCUGUCGGUUGGCAACUUUGCUGCCAGGCUUCUCGUAAGACUCUUUCCCGAACUCUUUACUCCAGAGAAUCUCAGAAUGCAAUACAACCAUUCAGGUGCUUGUAACAAAAAACAGCUCGAUCCUAUCAGACUGAGACUGAUCCGUCAUUACGUGGAGGCAGUUUACCCCGUGGAGAAAAUGGAAGAAGUAUGGCAUUAUGAAUGUAUACCGAGCAUCGAUGAAAGAUGCCGGCGUCCUAACAGAAAAAAGUGUGAUAUACUGAAAAAAGCAAAGAAAGCAAAAAAAUGA
Messenger RNA from Balearica regulorum gibbericeps (East African grey crowned-crane), 2511 nucleotides. The record is from RefSeq and is a predicted model, not a curated record. NCBI's taxonomy places the organism in Eukaryota, Metazoa, Chordata, Aves, Gruiformes, Gruidae.